ACUUUCAUUUUGUUUUUCUCCUUCAAUUUGAAAGAGCCGGAACGGAUUAUCGGAACAAUUUACAGAAAAAAAAUCUGAAAAGAAUAUAAAAAGAACUUGGACAAAAAAAGUACAUAGAAAAUAUACAUAAUUAUAUAAAAAAUAAACAUCAAAAAAGUAACUUUGUUUUGCAAGUGUUAAGCCGAAAUAAGUUUUCUUUUGAAAGGAAACAAAAGAAAUUUCGAGUGAAAGAAGUGAAGAAUAUUGGAGCAGACUACAAACGGUGAAAAAAGUACAGUGAAAUUUUUCUGAGAAAAAGAAAAUUAUUGAUGUGUUAGUGUGCAUUGAGGUAAACGAAUGCAAGCGACAAAAAGUACAUGUAUAUUUUUUUUACAAAUAAUUAAAAUAAAGAAGUAUAUAUUGAAAAGAAGCGUUUGUGGAUUGUAUGUAACCAAAGUAUAACCAAAGAUCAUUGAUUUCUGACUAUCGAUAUUUACACAACAUAUUUCUAUGAGACGUACAUAUAUUGAACAUAUUUACAGUAAAAUAACAACAACAACAAUAAAUCUUUGGUCUAUUCUCCUAGCUGUGGCGCCAACCAAUCGAAUAACAGGAAAGAUCUUGCUAAAAGUCUAAGAUAAAUAAAAAAGGAAUUACUUUCAUAUAGAAUUUACAUAAAGAUUUACAUUUUAAAAACAAAUAAACGGCCUUUUAAUGAUGUCGUCCGAUCAACAGUUCUUUUUAAAAUGGAACGAUUUUCAAACGAAUAUGGUGACAUCGUUUCGGCACUUAAGAGAUGAAAAAAGCUUCACAGAUGUAACUCUUGCCUGUGAAGGACAAACAUGUAAAGCGCAUAAAAUGGUCUUAUCGGCAUGUAGUCCGUACUUUAAGGCAUUGCUUGAGGAAAAUCCAUCCAAACAUCCUAUUAUCAUACUCAAAGAUGUUUCCUACAUACAUCUGCAAGCUAUUUUAGAAUUUAUGUAUGCUGGCGAAGUGAAUGUGUCACAAGAACAGUUACCUGCAUUCCUAAAGACAGCUGAUCGCCUUAAGGUGAAAGGUCUAGCAGAAACACCCAGUUCUAUAAAACGGGAGGGUUGAUGGUGGUAAACAUUCAAUACUUUUGAGGUCCUUGAAAAAGAUCUACCUUCCACAAAACCAACAAAACAAAAAAUAAGCAACAAUACAUUUAAAAUGCAGCAGCACACGUACACCCGCAAAUUUUCUUCACUAUGCAAUGAAACACACAUAUAAAUUUUAUCAUUGAUCCUCCUUUAAAAACAUCUCUUAUAACUUGCUCUUCUCUUUCAUUCUUUCUCUAUCUCUAUCCUGACUGUAUAAGAUUCAUUUAUCAAAACAUCAAUAACAAACACCAGCAAAAUAUUAUUUAAUUGGAAUUUAAAAACUUCUAAAAAAUAUUAAUACAUAAUUCUAUAUGAUGCAACAACCAACCUACAACAAUCUACAAAAUUAUUAUUUAUAAACAUGAAACUGCAAAAAGUUGCUCUUAAAAAAAAACUUCAUAAAAACAAAACAUUUUAUAAACAUUCGAUAAAAAAGAAAAUAUCUUAGGAUUCUUAUAAAAAAGUAAAAAAAACUCAAAUCCAUUGCAUUCAAUUUUAAGUUUUGCUUCUUCUCAAAUCUGUGAAGUAUUUAGUUUAUUUUCUCUUAUAAUUUAAUAUUUAAUUUGACAUAUACAUAAUAUCUGUAUGUUAAUUUCGUAUUAUAAAUAUUUUUCAUUUCCUUUUUUUAAUUUAAUUUAUAAUUUUUAUAAUAUUCCGUGUUUUCAAAAUGAAACGUUCUUUUUUACUAGUACUUUUUUAUUUUCUCCAAAAAAAAAAAAUUGUAUUUCAUUUCUCAAAAACUUAAUCAAGUAUAUUUAACACUUGAAUAUUAUCAUUUAAAUAUUAAUUAAAAGCAUAAAUAUUAAUUUUAAUUACUAUAUAUUAUAUAUAAAAAUGUGAAAAAAAAAUAAAAAUAAUUUAAUAAUGGAAAUAAUACAUACAAACUUAAAUAUAAAAUAAAA
This is a messenger RNA of Calliphora vicina (urban bluebottle blowfly), 2002 nucleotides long. RefSeq names its product lola like (gene lolal). The record is from RefSeq and is a predicted model, not a curated record. The transcript has 4 exons. NCBI's taxonomy places the organism in Eukaryota, Metazoa, Arthropoda, Insecta, Diptera, Calliphoridae. Gene Ontology annotation, biological process: regulation of transcription by RNA polymerase II. Gene Ontology annotation, molecular function: protein binding. Gene Ontology annotation, cellular component: nucleus. The coding region runs from base 694 to 1077 and encodes 127 amino acids.